GCAUUUGAUCCUAAUUGUGGUGUUAUAUAGUCAAGAAUAGUAUUGCUGCAAUCACAAAGUAAAAAUAAUAAAUUAUUAUGGUUACUAACCCUCUCUGAGCCAUUUAUUUUCAAUGAUUUUGAGGCUAAGAUCAAACGGGCGGUACCAUUUCCUUAGCCUACCUCCUAUAUUAUAAACAGAAGUAGAUUUGUAGUUUGUAGUAGUAGUAGCAGGAAAAAAUUAGGCUUCAUAGUAAUCUUGUAAACAAAUUUCGCCUGAUUCAACUCUGGCUGGACCUGUCUUCAUCAGUUUUAACACUUUCGGCAGGCCACCUGCAGCACAACACCCUUUAUUCUGUCGAUGGUCAUUGUGGCUAGAAAUGAAAUAACAAAAUUUUCGGUUAAACUGAGACAGACAUUCUAUUAACUCAAGAGAUUAUAGAUUAUCAGCCAAAGCUUCCAUUGGGCCUCGGUGGCUUCGAUCGAUUUGCCUGUGAUCGGGGCAAAGUUCACAAUCGAGAUCAAGCCCAGUGCAUGUUUCAUUGACAUGUUCUAGAAUCUAGAUCUACGAGUUGAUAAGUUUGGAACACAAUCAAAACAUUGUUCCAAUCUAGACUAGACGAGAAUUGAGUGCAAGUCAAACUGUCAUUUUUCACAUUUUGGAUGAACUUAAAUUCCUGGGUGUGGACUUCCAAAGUCCAAGUCUUGGUCGUCUUGGAAUAAUAUUGUGAUCUCUGGUGUUCCCUAGCCUGCUGUUUCUUGGAAAAACGUACACACAAAACAACAAACGAACAAAGUAGAACUAGGCCUAGUUUUUCUUUGAUUUUAAAGUGUUUUGCUUUUUCUUUAGUGCCGGAAGAGACUGGAUUUUCUAUAGAGGCCUUCUUGUACUAUAGACAGACUAGGCCUGCUAAUAAUAUAAUAAUAUAUAUGUAUACACACACUUCUUAAAUCACCUUUGAAAGAGUGUGUUAGUUCAAGACUAUUACAGUACUAGAUCUAUAAACUCCUGUUUUGAAGACUGUUUCAUCAAAAUGUCCCACUUUGAUGCAGCACUCCACUUUUGUAUAUUUUACCUUGUUUUUCCUCUUCUUUGUUUGUGGAUCAUUGCUCAUUAUGUAUUCGGCAUGCGUUUCAAGAGUGUAAAGUUGAAGUUUGAAGCUGCUGCGUGUUAUUACUUUUGUGGAUUUUUUCAUUCAAGACUUUGUUCAAAGGAGAAAGUGUUAUUAUUCAGGUCGCUCCCAGAUCUGAAAAAGAAACUCGGAGUUCCCUCUUUGAAUGUUCUGGAAAUAGGCAUCGGCAGUGGUCAAAACUUUUCUCUUUAUCCACAAGGGACGAAAGUUACAGCGCUGGACCCAAACCCUGACCAUGAGCAUUUCUUGAGAAAAAAUCUGGAAAGGCACAUCACUUUUAAUGGUUUUAUCCGAGCAUUUGGAGAAAAUAUGUCACAGGUCGAGAGUGAGUCCUUCGAUGCUGUCGUGUGCACCUUGACCAUUUGCUCAGUCCGAGACCCAGAUGCUGUAUUGAAGGAAGUGCACCGGGUCCUGAAACAGGGUGGUGUUUUCUACUACUUGGAGCAUGUUGCUGGUGAAAAAGGCUCCUUCAUCCGAUCAGUUCAGGACUGGCUUCAAGUGAUAUGGCCUUAUUUUACUGGAGGAUGCUCCGUCAACCGAGAGACCUGGGUCUAUUUGGACAAGUCCAGGUUCCGAGACGUGCAGUAUCGACGCUACUCGGCCAACACGUGGUUAGCGUUCUUCAUCAGGCCGUUCUUGUACGGCACAGCUGCGAAGACAUAGCAGCAAAGAGUUUUUUAGGGGAGAGUUACGUUUAUUUUCCAUUUUAUACCUGUAUGAAUGAAGCAUGUUUGGUUGUCGACGCAUAAAAAGGUUUUUGUUUCAAUUUUAAUACUCUGUCUGGCAUGCAUUUAUAGUGAAACAUGUCAUGUACAUAGCGAACAUAUUUUUAGAUUAAUUUUUAGUCCUGAAUUUUAAAAAAACAAUCUGAUCUAUUUGUAUUUAAAAUAAACUCGUAACAUAAUAACAAAAUUUGUUUAUAUAAUAUAAUAAAAAAAAU
Aplysia californica (California sea hare) is the source of this 2051-nucleotide messenger RNA. RefSeq names its product methyltransferase-like protein 7B. The transcript has 2 exons. Gene Ontology annotation, molecular function: S-adenosylmethionine-dependent methyltransferase activity. Lineage: Eukaryota; Metazoa; Mollusca; Gastropoda; Aplysiida; Aplysiidae. Bases 1013 to 1774 code for a protein of 253 amino acids. The record is from RefSeq and is a predicted model, not a curated record.